UUAUACGUUCAAGAAAUUGAUAAGCAUCUGAAAAGAUGGUUAGAUCAAGAUCAAGAUCACCACAAUGGAAACGAAGGUCUCUAUCACCUGCCUUCAGGAAUCAGGAACACAACAGACAAAGGCACAAUCACUUUAGUUAUGACUGUGAAUACAAGGGUUACCGGAAAGAUCCAAAGAAGCCCAUGCCAUGGAGAAUGGAAGAUGGGAAACAUGGACAAGUUAAUUCUAGACACAUGCCGCAUGAAACUAACCAGCACCGAGUUUAUGAGUGUCAGUCACAUUCACCGACUCUGAAAAGAAUUCCUUACGAAGAUCUACAUAGUCAUAAACCUUGUAGAACACAUUCACCAGAACGGAAUGAAAAUAUCAAAAGAUACCAGUUUACUUCCAGAUAUUCAGAAAUGUCUCACAAAGAGCAUAAUCAAUCCUUUUAUCCUACCAAAGUACGAGAGAGAGAAAUGCAUGAAGAUACUCGAGCUGCUGGAAAGACAAAAGGAAUGGCAGUUUUUCAUAGACCGUUAGGGACUUCGUGUAAGUUUGAAAGGAAAUGGAAUGAAAAUGACUUAAGGCACCAGCAAUUACAAGAAGACAAAUAUACUCAAUCACCUCGAAGAUUUUCUGGUGAAUAUAUGCCAAGGAGUUCUUUGCAGAAGAGGUAUCCUGAAGAUCGUGAUUACAGGGAACAUGGGUAUACAUCUAAAAAGGCUAAAGAAAUGGAGAGAUAUGAUGACAAAGAAAUAACAAGCAAUUUGAAAUGGAAGCAAGAUCAUUCCUCUUCACCCAACCAAGAGAAGGGAGGACAAAGAAAUCCUCGUCUUCAGUCCCAUCGGCCUGUUGAAAAGGAGUACAAUGACAACUGUAAAACGAAGCUGACAUAUGAUUAUAGUCACAAACGUCAUAGAAUCACAGAGGGAGGAAAAUAUGUUUCUGAUGGCAGAGAAGAAAAGUAUGUCAAGUUGGAAGACACUAAAUAUAACUAUCCUAAAGCAGCAUGGAAUAGCAAAUAUUCAGAUUAUUAUAACAGUGAAAGAGUGAGCCAUACAGAAGAACAUCAUACUGAAGCACCUGUUAAAUAUUUUUCAGAGAAGGGGUGCAACUCCUCUGUUAAAUCUUACAAAAAUGAUACUGGUCUAAUACCCUUUGAUCAAAAAGCAAAGGAUAGAAUAAAGAAGGAAGGGGAUCUUAGGGGGCAAAUAGAUUUUUCCAGUAGUCACCAGCAUGACACCCAUCACAAAGUUUCAGAUGUAAAAGUUUCAGAUGUCCACAGUAGUAAAGAAAGGCUCACAGUCAAAGUGGAUAUGAAGAAAAUAAAUAAAUACAGGGCUGCUUCUAGCCAUAUCAUGGAAAGGCAGAUGUCGUGUGAUCUAGUAGCUGUGGGUAGAAAAACUGAAAAUUUCCAUCCGGUAUUUGAACAUAUAAAAUCUGUGACACAGAAGGUAGAACAUAACCCAUCAAACGAAUUUGCUCAGGAAAUCAUCACAAUUAUCCAUCACAUUAAAGCAAACUAUUUUAAGUCUUCUGACUUGACUUUACAUGAACGCUUCUCAAAAAUACAAGAUAAGCCAAUUACAAAAGAAAUGAAAAGACACUCUGAUCCAGAGAUCCACAGGAGAAUUGAUAUGUCUUUGGCAGAACUUCAGAAUAAACGAGCUGUUCCAUGUGAAUCCGGGCAGAGUGUUGUGAGAGUUCUAGAAGAUCCAAAUGACCUAAGACAUGACAUAGAGAGGAGAAGAAAAGAGAGACUGCAGAGUGAAGAUGAAAACACAUUUUAUGUUGAUGGGAUGUCACAAAGGGAUGAACAGAGUUGUAGCUUUCCAAAACCACGAAACUUUUACUCCUAUGGAUUCCAAAGGUCUACACGAUUCCUAAGGCCACCUUGGAGGAAGUUUAUUGGGAAAAGUCACAUGAAUUAUUAUACUUCAAAAACACAUGAUUCUUCCCAUGAUCAGUUUGAAUGUGAUAUUGAACAUUCUGAAGCACCUAGAAGACCGUUCAAGUUCAACUUCACAGAGGGUCGAUCCCACUUCAAAUCAAAUUUGGUACAAAAGGGUUUAUAUAUACAGGCUAAAUAUCAGCGGUUACGUUAUGCUGGAACAAGAGGAUUUACCACUAACAAAUUUAAAGGAAUGUAUUUCAGAAAAGAAAAGGGCAUGGAAAUCUGA
This is a messenger RNA of Euleptes europaea (tarantolino), 2162 nucleotides long. RefSeq names its product BCLAF1 and THRAP3 family member 3 (gene BCLAF3). Gene Ontology annotation, molecular function: transcription coregulator activity; DNA binding. Gene Ontology annotation, biological process: positive regulation of transcription by RNA polymerase II. Lineage: Eukaryota; Metazoa; Chordata; Lepidosauria; Squamata; Sphaerodactylidae. Gene Ontology annotation, cellular component: mediator complex. The transcript is spliced from 11 exons. The coding region runs from base 36 to 2162 and encodes 708 amino acids. The record is from RefSeq and is a predicted model, not a curated record.